AUUAAAAUGGCUCUCGUCUGGUUAUUGAGUCUCGCUCUCGUGGGUGCAUCAUCGGCGUUUUUGCAAGCGUACCCUUCCAUCGUGCAAGUGGAGACUCUCCAGCCGUGGGGCUAUUUUGAGCAGAGUUGUGCCGCGAGUAUCCUCAACACCAGAAAUGUGCUCUCUGCUGCUUCCUGCUUCACUGCAUCACCAUCUUUAUAUCGUAUUCGCGCCGGCGCUGAAUUGCGCCACACCGGUGGUAUCAUCAACUACGUCGAGAGAGUAAAUAACUACCCGAGAGGAAACUCUACCGACCUGCAGGCUGGCGACAUCUCAGUCGUGAGACUAGCGUCCCCUCUCUCAUACAGCCCUCUUAUACAGAGGACUCCAAUUCCGACGCCGCAAACAUACAUCCCUAAUGGCCUAACCCUGGCGCAAGGCGGUUGGGGUCGUGGCAAUUUCUCAAGCUCUCUCAGCGUUUCUCUAGUGAGAACGGUCAGUGGCAAUCAUUGCGGCAUCAACCUACCGACCAACCAGACGACUUUCAACUCCACUGUUAACCUCCUCUGCGGAACUCUUAUUAGCGGUUUGAACUCGACCAACACUGACGGCGGCAGUCCUUGGUUCUUCGGCAACAUCACAGUGGGCGUCGUUUCCGGACUCGACUACGGAAACACCUCCUGGUCUCACAUCGUCGCCACCCCCGUCGCUUCUUUCACCAACUGGAUCAUCAGAACCGCUGUGUAA
Nymphalis io (European peacock) is the source of this 726-nucleotide messenger RNA. Its product is annotated as trypsin, alkaline C-like. Lineage: Eukaryota; Metazoa; Arthropoda; Insecta; Lepidoptera; Nymphalidae. The record is from RefSeq and is a predicted model, not a curated record. The coding region runs from base 7 to 726 and encodes 239 amino acids. The transcript has 4 exons. Gene Ontology annotation, biological process: proteolysis. Gene Ontology annotation, molecular function: serine-type endopeptidase activity.